AUGAGUUUCUUUGGAAAGUUAUUUUCGGGGAAAAAAGGCGAACCAGCGCCGACCCCGAGCGAAGCGAUACAGAAGCUGCGGGACAUAGAAAAUAUGCUCACAAAGAAGCAAGAGUUCCUAGAGAAGAAAAUCGAGGUCGAGAUUGAUACAGCCAGAAAAAAUGGUACCAAAAACAAACGAGCGGCCAUCCAAGCACUGAAGAGGAAGAAGCGAUAUGAGAAACAGCUACAGCAAAUUGAUGGUACACUUUCGACAAUUGAAAUGCAGCGAGAAGCGUUGGAAAAUGCGAACACAAACGCAGAAGUACUGAAAACGAUGAAGAAGGCUUCCGAUGCGCUUAAAGUUACCCAUAAGGAUAUGAAUAUUGACGAUGUGCACGAUCUAAUGGACGACAUUGCUGAACAGAACGAUAUUGCAAACGAAAUAUCCAAUGCCGUAUCUACUGCCGUUGGCUUCGGUCAGGAUAUCGAUGAGGAUGAGCUGGAGAAGGAGCUCGAGGAGCUCGAGCAAGAGGAGCUUGACAAGGAACUGCUUGGAGUGCAGCCCGAAACAGACGAACUACCAGAAGUUCCCUCCACGGACUUGCCAGCCAAGGCCAAGGAGAAGGAGAAAAAGAAAGGUAGCUUACAACUGUGA
Anopheles marshallii is the source of this 636-nucleotide messenger RNA. It is a transcript of the gene shrb, whose product is annotated as charged multivesicular body protein 4b. Gene Ontology annotation, biological process: late endosome to vacuole transport via multivesicular body sorting pathway; vesicle budding from membrane. NCBI's taxonomy places the organism in Eukaryota, Metazoa, Arthropoda, Insecta, Diptera, Culicidae. Gene Ontology annotation, cellular component: ESCRT III complex; multivesicular body; cytoplasmic side of plasma membrane. The record is from RefSeq and is a predicted model, not a curated record. Bases 1 to 636 code for a protein of 211 amino acids. The transcript has 3 exons.